GAUUUUUGUGGUAAAAGUACAACAGUAACAUUUUCAUGCAGGCUAUAAAUAUUGGAGCUUGAAGGUCCUGAAGACCACCACAAUAAUGAACAAGAUGGCAACAGUAGAGGAGAAAGGUCGCCCAGUUGAAAAGAUCAAGGGAGGAAUGGUGACUAUGCCUUUCAUUUUUGCAAAUGAAGUAUGUGAGAAGUUGGCUGUGGUUGGAGUUGGAAGUAACAUGCAAAGCUACUUAACAAAGCAGCUGCAUAUGUCUUUAACCAAGGCUGCUAAUACUACUACCAACUUCUCUGGAACCGCCAGUCUCACACCAUUGAUUGGUGCAUUCAUUGCUGAUUCAUUUGCGGGAAGGUUUUGGACCAUUACUGUUGCUUCAAUCUUCUACCAAAUAGGAAUGGUUAGCUUGACAACAUCAGCAAUAUUACCAAAACUGAGGCCUCCCCCAUGCAAAGUUAAUGAAUCAGUGUGCCAAGAAGCCAAUUCUGGCCAACUUGCCAUACUCUACAUAUCUCUCUUGCUAGCUGCAAUAGGAGCAGGAGGCGUCAGACCUUGUGUGGUAUCAUUUGGUGCAGAUCAAUUUGAUGAGGCUGAUCCAGAGCAAAAAACCAAGACAUGGAAGUUCUUCAAUUGGUACUAUUUCUGCAUGGGGGCAUCUAUGCUUGUUGCAGUAACAGUAGUUGUUUACAUCCAGGAUUAUAUUAGCUGGGGAUGGGGCCUCGGAAUACCGACAGUUGCAAUGGCCCUCUCAAUUAUUGCCUUCAUAUUUGGCUACCCUUUGUACAGAAACUUGGACCCAGCCGGUAGCCCUUUCACAAGACUAGUACAAGUCUGUGUGGCUGCCUACAGGAAAAGAAAUCUUUCUAUGCCCUCUGAUCCCACAUUGCUUUAUGAAAAUCAAGAUCUUGAUGCUGGAAUAUCUCUUGGUGGAAGGCUUAUGCAUACUAAACACAUGAAGUUUUUUAGCAAGGCAGCAAUUGUGACAGAAGAAGACGAUCCCAAAGCACCAAAUUGGUGGAGGCUGAACACAGUUCACCGUGUAGAGGAGCUAAAAUCAGUGAUCCGAAUGGGACCAAUAUGGGCAUCUGGAAUCCUUCUCAUCACUGCAGCUGCUCAGCAACACACAUUUUCAUUAUCACAAGCAAAAACCAUGAAUCGUCACCUAACAAAAACCUUCCAAAUCCCUGCAGCAUCCAUGGGUGUCUUCACCUUAUCAUGUAUGCUCCUCACAAUUGGUGUAUACGAUCGCAUUUUGGUCCCAGUAAUUCGUCGCUUCACCGGGCUAGAACGUGGCAUAACAUACCUUACCAGAAUGGGAAUUGGAUUUGCCAUUUCAAUACUAGCCUCAUUCGUUGCUGGAUUUGUUGAAGUCAAGCGAAGACGGGCAGCUUUCGCGUACGGACUAGAAGACAAACCUCAAGAAAUGAUCCCGAUUUCAGUGUUUUGGCUAGUUCCACAGUAUUGCCUUCAUGGGAUGGCUGAAGCAUUUAUGUCAAUCGGUCACCUUGAGUUCUUGUAUGAUCAAGCUCCAGAGAGCAUGAGGAGCACCGCUACUGCAUUUUUCUGGUUGGCAAUCUCAAUGGGGAGUUAUACAAGCACCUUUUUGGUGUCAAUUAUUCACAAGUUCAGUGCAGGCCCUGAUGGAUCAAAUUGGCUUCCGGAUAACAAUUUGAACAGGGGAAAAUUGGAGUACCUUUAUUGGCUGAUAACAUUGCUGCAAGUUGCAAACUUGGUGUACUACUUGGCAUGUGCAAAAUUCUACACUUUCAAGCCAAUUCAGGUGCAUGCCCAGGAGGUUGAUUGCUCAGAAGAAGAUGGGAUCGAGCUAAGGAAUCGUGUUUAGAUACUAUAAUCUGAUUUCAAUACAAUAUUACAUGCCGAUGUCUUUUUAGUUGUUGUAGGCUUAGUAGUAUUUAUGGAGGAGUGCUAUGAAUUCCAUAUAGUUGUAGCUGACAUGAGAACAUGCAGGUGUCCUCCUCUGUUCUUCAAGUAAAGUUCUUUCUUUUUCUCCA
Coffea arabica (coffee) is the source of this 2006-nucleotide messenger RNA. Its product is annotated as protein NRT1/ PTR FAMILY 3.1. Gene Ontology annotation, cellular component: membrane. Gene Ontology annotation, biological process: transmembrane transport. The record is from RefSeq and is a predicted model, not a curated record. Gene Ontology annotation, molecular function: transmembrane transporter activity. NCBI's taxonomy places the organism in Eukaryota, Viridiplantae, Streptophyta, Magnoliopsida, Gentianales, Rubiaceae.